AUGUGGUACAAACCCAGUGGUACUUGCAAUAUUCGGAAACUACAAGAAACACAGUCCAGUGUUGACGAGCUACUCAAACCAUAUCAGGAUCUAUUUCAUGGAAUUGGCAGAGCGACCCGCAAUGGAGAGGAGAUUCAGCUACAUUUACCAAUGGAUGAAGAGGCUGAACCAGUUGCACAAAAACCAAGACGAGUUGCAUACCACCUAAUGGAACCUCUCCAGAAACGACUCCAAGAAUUUGUGGAACAAGACAUCAUGGAGAAAGUUCCUGAUCAAGAACCUAUAACAUGGUGUUCUCCUAUGGUUGUACAACCUAAACCAAAGAAUUCCAAUGAUAUACGCCUCCGCUUGGAUUUACGAACACUGAAUAAACCCAUGUUACGAACUUGCCAAGUCCAAGCACCCAUUACAGAAGAUUUUAUUACAGCGUUUAAGGAUUGCCGCAUAUUCAGCAAGUUGGACCUCCCUGGACGAACAACCCUGGAAGAAUUGGGCAUGGUGAAGAUUGAUGAAACAGGAUGA
Paramuricea clavata is the source of this 522-nucleotide messenger RNA. NCBI's taxonomy places the organism in Eukaryota, Metazoa, Cnidaria, Anthozoa, Malacalcyonacea, Plexauridae. The record is from the annotation of a GenBank genome assembly.